Molecule: messenger RNA, 1761 nt
Organism: Ostrea edulis (European flat oyster)
Lineage: Eukaryota; Metazoa; Mollusca; Bivalvia; Ostreida; Ostreidae
Product: BUD13 homolog
Exons: 6
Coding region: 334-1599 (421 amino acids)
Biological process (GO): mRNA splicing, via spliceosome
Cellular component (GO): U2-type spliceosomal complex; RES complex
Molecular function (GO): RNA binding
Source: RefSeq, a predicted model, not a curated record
GGCGUACCGAUCAUCUAGUGCGUUCGAGACCGCCUUCUUCGCACGAGUGCAAAUUCCUGCGAUCUCGAACGCCUAGUACAUAUCACGAGAAGGUUCGAGGUGCAAGAACUUACACCACCUCUGUAAGUAGUGUGGUUGAAGAACAAGAAUAUGUUCAUGCGCACAUUUAUCGUCAUUCGCGACUCUAAGAACGGAUCACGAGAACAACGGGAACGGUGAUCUCGAACGCACUGGAGCCUGGAGCCCGAUGCCUUCCGAGUAAGUGCAUCGGAAGGUCUUAGGUUUUUAAAGAUUGUUGUUUCUUUUUCCCAAACCGUACGUGAAUUCGUGAAAAUGUCUACAAUGAGUAAAAUAGAUUACCUAAAGCGAUACACAUCUGAUAACCCGAUGGCGGAUAAAAAAAGGAAAAAGAGAAAAACUGCACAUGGAGGAAAUACUACAACACCAAAGUCCAGAAUUGUGGAUGAUGAUGUAGACUUAAAGUCACUGCCAAGUAAUUUAGAUGAUGUUACAGCCUAUGACAAUAUAGAAGAAAAUGUACCAACUGUUGCUGCUGUUUUUGAUGAACGUCCAAAGCACAUUCAAGAACUGGAGGCCUACAAAACUGAUAAAUGGAAGAGAAUGAAAGCUAAUAAUGGUGACUCUUCACCAAGAAUGAGGCAUGAUUCAGACUCUGACUGUUCACCUCCUUUGAAAAAAAGACAUGAUUCUGAUUCUGAUCAGUCGCCCCUAAGGAGAACAAGGCACGAUUCUGAUCAGUCGCCCCUAAGGAGAACAAGGCACGAUUCUGAUUCUGAUCCGUCUCCUCCAAGGAAAGGAAGGCACAAUCCUGACCAGUCACCUCAAAGGAAGCGGCAUAAUUCAGAUUCUGACCAAUCAAUUGAUACAAGACAAGAUUCAGAUUCCGACCCGUCACCUCGGAGAAAAGGAAAACAUGAUACAGAUUCUGACCACUCACCUCCAAGAAGAGGGCAACGUGAAAAUAGUGCUAAAAUGAACAAAACUUUGUCUGGAAAAAGGGCUGGUCUUUCUUCAGCAAAAGACAUGAAAAGAGAAGCAGAUAUUUUGAAAAAGAGAGAGGAUGAAACAUUUAAACAGAUAGAUGCAGAUCUUUUAGGUAAAAAUGUGAAGACACAAUACAGAAAAAGCGGAAGACAGCAGAAGAUAAAAGAUAAAGAGCCUACAGCAGAAGAUUUGAAGAGAAGGGAAGAACUAGAAGCCAAAUACUCUGAAUGGGGGAAAGGCUUAAAACAAACAGAAGACAAGGCAGCUCGAGUAGAAGACCAUCUGUAUGAAAUGUCAAAACCUUUGUCCCGCGCAAAAGAUGAUGAAGAUUUGGAUGCCAUGCUGAAAAAUAAAGAAAGAGCUGAUGAUCCAAUGUUAGCAUUCAUUAAAAAGAAGACCAAGGACAAAGCGAAGAAAGAACUUCCACAGUAUAAAGGACCUCCUCCACCUCCAAACAGAUUUGGCAUUAUGCCAGGUUAUAGGUGGGAUGGUGUGGACAGAUCAAAUGGUUUUGAGAGAUCAAUAUAUGCCAAACUUUCUGACAAGAAGGCUGUAGCAGACAUGGCUUACAAAUGGAGUGUGGAAGACAUGUAACCUGCAGUGGUCAGCCGUUCAAAAUCCAGGGACAAGUGUAAUGUACCAAAGUACCAGAGUGUGCGAUGAAUGAGAGCAUCAACAUAUACAACUGACAACAAUAAGAGAAAGACAGACGAAUUUGUGUGACAAUGUUUUAUGCAUUAAAGACACCAGUAUGCA